Giardia duodenalis is the source of this 3498-nucleotide messenger RNA. Its product is annotated as Isoleucyl-tRNA synthetase. The coding region runs from base 1 to 3498 and encodes 1165 amino acids. Gene Ontology annotation, biological process: isoleucyl-tRNA aminoacylation. NCBI's taxonomy places the organism in Eukaryota, Fornicata, Diplomonadida, Hexamitidae. The transcript has a single exon. Gene Ontology annotation, molecular function: tRNA binding; ATP binding; isoleucine-tRNA ligase activity. The record is from RefSeq and is a predicted model, not a curated record.
AUGGCCUUCACCCCGUAUGUGCCACCGAGCGUGCUCCACAUACCUCAGGGCCUACUGGACUUUCCUGCGAUGGAGGAGGAGAUGCUUAACUACUGGGACCAGAUCCAGGCAUUUGAGACGCAGCUCCGCCUCACCAGAAGCUACCCACCUUUCAACUUCUACGACGGUCCGCCGUUCGCCACUGGGCUUCCUCACUACGGUCAUCUUUUAGCCGGUACCAUAAAGGAUGUUGUCUGUAGAUAUUAUUCGAUGAAUCGUCGUUAUGUGAAUCGUCGUUUUGGCUGGGAUUGCCACGGACUUCCUGUCGAGUAUGAAGUUGACAAGAUGCUUGACGUCAAGAGCCCUAGCGAUGUCAUCAAUAAAAUAGGCAUCAGAAAGUACAAUCAAACGUGCAGGUCAAUCGUCAUGAGAUAUUCGCAGGAGUGGGAGGCCAUCGUCAAGCGAUCUGGUCGCUGGAUAGACUUUAAGCGUGACUACAAGACUAUGAAUCUUCUCUUUAUGGAGUCUGUGUGGUGGGUGUUUAAAGAGCUAUACGACAAAGGUCUUGUUUAUGAGGGGACCAAGGUGAUGCCAUACAGCACGGCCUGUGCUACGCCUCUAUCUAACUUCGAAGCCAACUUAAAUUACAAAGAGGUCCAAGACAUGACGUGUAUCGUUAGCUUCCCAGUGAUAGUACCAGACACAAACCGCGAGGUGGGUGGGACCGUUGAUAAGAACGUGAAUGAGGAGAAGAUCUCCCUUUGGAAGAAGGUGUUUUCUCCUUUUCCCGAGGUACACCUAGUGGCUUGGACCACGACACCGUGGACUCUACCCUCCAAUCUUGCUCUUUGCGUCAAUCCUUCUCUAGCUUAUCUUCUUUGCCGACGAGUGUUGGAUUCUGAUGGCGGAAAAGCUGAGAACUCACCGUGCUAUCUCGUUGCUGAAUCUCUUGUAAAGACCCUGUUUCCUCCUCUGGUGGACAAAAAGACGAAGAAGGAGACCCCUACGCAUGAAGUUCUCCACCGGCUUGUUGGCCAGGACUUGGCAGGUCUGCGUUACAACCCCCUUUUCCCGUACUUUAAGUCCUCAUAUGGAGCGAAGCAUGCUUGCUGGAAGGUUGUCGCAGAUGACUAUGUAACGUCAGACUCUGGAGUGGGCAUAGUCCAUAUUGCUCCUUUCUUUGGCGAGGACGACUACAGAGUUGGUUUGGAAAACAACAUUAUCGUGAAGGAUGGAGAUAUCGUUUGUCCUCUGGACGACUCUGGCAACUUCCUCCCCGACGUUGUUGACUUUGCAGGCCUCUAUGUUAAGGACGCCAACAAGCCCAUAUUAAAGUAUCUCAAGGAGGCCGGCAGGCUUGUCUCCCAGUCUACAUGUACCCACAGCUAUCCCUAUUGUUGGCGCUCAGACACUCCUCUAAUCUAUCGGGCGAUUCCCUCCUGGUUUGUCCGGGUCGAGCAGAUAAAGGAUUCCUUGAUAAGGAACAACCUGAAGGCCUCUUGGGUUCCAAAGGCAAUUCAAGAGAAGAGGUUCCACAACUGGCUGGAGAAUGCCCGUGACUGGUCUAUAAGUCGCAACCGCUUUUGGGGCUGCCCGAUUCCCAUUUGGAUGUCAGCCGACAAGACCCAGCUGAAAGUUAUUGGAAGUAUCUCGGAGUUGAGUGAGCUGACUGGGGUUCCUCUGACCCGAAUCAGGGAUAUCCACCGGGACUAUCUCGAUAACAUGACAAUACCCGAUCCGCGAGGGCCGGACUAUCCCCCAAUGAGACGCAUUUCUCCUGUCUUUGACUGCUGGUUUGAGUCUGGGUCUAUGCCCUAUGCGCAAAAGCACUACCCAUUCCAUCCUGAUUACAAGAAGGCACAGGGCGUAGACGCGUUUCUCAAGGAGUUUCCAGGAGACUUUAUCGCUGAAGGCCUUGAUCAGACACGAGGCUGGUUCUACACACUUCUCAUUCUCUCAACAGCUCUCUUCGACAGCCCACCGUCCAUGAACUGCAUCGUCAACGGUCUUGUCCUGGCGAGCGACGGCCAGAAGAUGUCCAAGCGUAUCCGUAACUAUCCGGACGUUAACCACAUUAUCAAUACCUAUGGGUCCGAUGCACUUCGCCUCUAUCUGGUAAACUCCCCUGCGGUCCGUGCUCAAGAGCUGCGGUUCCGUGAGGAAGGUGUAAAGGGCGUGACGAAGGACCUGUUUGUUCCUUGGUACAAUAGCUUCCGCUUCUUCACACAACAGGCCACCAGGUAUCACGAGGUCACAGGGAAAGAUUUCCUUUCACUGCUUAUUCACUCAGAAAAGCCGCUAUUUGAGGAAGCGCUGAAACGAAUGGUAACUAGCGUCCUCGAUAUGUGGAUUUUAGCUUCCUUUGAGCAGUUGGUCGCGACUGUUAGACGCGAAAUGGCCUCCUACCAACUAUAUAACGUGCUUCCUGAGCUUCUACGGUUCAUCGACGAUCUGACAAAAUGGUAUAUCCGCUUCAACAGAGACACGCUCAAGGGAGAGGAUGGGGUCAGCGCCACGUACGUCAGUCUAAAUGUUUUGUUCUAUGUCCUGUUCAUGCUCUGUCGCUUAAUGGCACCCUACACUCCUUUUGUGUGCGACUGGAUGUACCUUCAACUCAGGCCAGUUAUGAAUCUCCCCGGUGUGUUCGAUAAAGUGGCAUACCGCUCGAUCCACUUUUGGGCAGUUCCUAGCCUUGCGCCCAACACCUUCAAGUUUCAAGCACAGCCCAACGUUAUCCAGAAGAUGACUGCGCUCAAAGACGUCAUCAUGCUCGGGCGGAUGGUACGCAAGGACAAGUGUGGGGUCACGUCGUUCAAGAUGCCACUGGGGAGUGUUACCAUAGCACACGACAGGAAGGAAAUUCUGGAUGAGCUCAAAACUCUGGUGUCGUUCAUUCAAAGCGAACUGAAUGUCCUCGAGGUCAACUUCCAUGUAGGCGAGGAGGGGCUGGCAACGUUUGCUGUUAUUCCAGACUUUAUAGCCAUCAAAGAAGUGUAUGCUGGGGAUAAGAAGGUGCUUGGAAACGUAAUCAACAAGGUGAAAGGGCUCUGUGACAUCUCAAAGCCUGAAAACCUAGCCUUUGUAAAGGAGCUCAGAAAGACUGGGCGCUGCCAGCUGGACGGCAUAACUGUGACAAGCGAUCUAUGCAAAGUAAUGCUGGAGCCCAUCCCCGUCCCGAAUUACGCCAGUGCAGCGGACGAGAACGGAUUCCUCUGCUCCUUCGAUACACGCAUCACUCAAGAGAUAAAGCAGAAGGCUGUCGUGCGUAUUCUAUUCAGUAAGAUUCAACAACUGCGCAGGCGGGUUGGCAUGGACUUUCGCGACAAGGCAGAUGUCUAUGUAUACUCCGUUCAAGAGGGGGACGAGUUGGUCCAGUACGCCGUCGACUCUAUUGCAGAUCGCUUGAACGGAACAAUCCGUAACUCAGAGCCGGGGAACAUCGAGAGCAAAUCAGCUACAGAGAUGGCCUCGAUAGAGAACGACAUCUUCAAGUGCACAGUCCAGAUUGUCAAAUAUUAG